Protopolystoma xenopodis is the source of this 213-nucleotide messenger RNA. NCBI's taxonomy places the organism in Eukaryota, Metazoa, Platyhelminthes, Monogenea, Polystomatidea, Polystomatidae. The record is from the annotation of a GenBank genome assembly.
AUGCUUCUUGAAUUUGAGCGCCCAGUUGUCUGUCCAUUACGUAGUCUGGCGAUCGGCUCGAAGUUAGACGCUGAUCCAAUGGCAAAACGAUGUCGUCUCGCUUUUCAAGGCCGAGUAUUUCAUCUCUUCUCUGAUCCCAAGUAUCGAGAGACUCAAUUGCCCAAACUUCUGGCAAGUUUGCAAGCGCCAAAUUUACAAUACACUUUAUUUUAA